Molecule: messenger RNA, 1803 nt
Organism: Gadus macrocephalus (Pacific cod)
Lineage: Eukaryota; Metazoa; Chordata; Actinopteri; Gadiformes; Gadidae
Gene: cplx4a
Product: complexin 4a
Exons: 3
Coding region: 240-719 (159 amino acids)
Biological process (GO): regulation of neurotransmitter secretion; neurotransmitter transport; synaptic vesicle exocytosis
Cellular component (GO): SNARE complex; terminal bouton
Molecular function (GO): syntaxin binding
Source: RefSeq, a predicted model, not a curated record
CAGUGUGUCCUUGGCUACAUACACACGCAGCAGGCUAGCUAGCAAAAGGAAGGAUCCCGCUGGAUUUACCGACCACCCCCCCCCCGAAAAACAAGGAGGCCCCAAAAAGACCCCUGAAGGACACCCCCAGAAAGGCAACAGCUUUACCGACCAACUUUUACUACUCCUGAACCUGAGAGGAACGGCGGCUCGUUGUUUAUACCGGCGGAGGAGAUCAGUUUUGCAGGGCUUACAGCAGAAUGGCGUUCCUGAUCAAGAGCAUGAUCGGCAACCCGUUGUCGGGGAUCGGGCUGGGCGGCGGAGGGGACAAGGAGGAGGAGGCCGCGCCCACCGACCCGGCCAAGGCGGCGGGCAUGACCCGCGAGGAGUAUGAGGAGUACCAGAAACAGGUGGUGGAGGAGAAGAUGGAGAGAGAUGCAGACUUCCUGCAUAAGAAGGCAGAGAGAGCCACACUGAGGGUUUGUCUACGAGAUAAAUACAGACUUCCAAAGAGCGAGCAGGACGACAACAUGAUCGAGAUGGCGGGCGACGACGUGGACGUGCCCGAGGAGCUGCUCAAGAUGGUGGACGAGGACGCCACGGAAGAGGAGGUGAAGGACUCCUUCCUGGGCCAGAUGCAGAACCUCCAGAACAUGGACAUGGACCAGCUGAAGGAGAAGGCCUCCACCACCGUCACCGAGCUCAAGACCAAGGCGGAGGAGAAGUGCUCUGUGAUGUGAGCUAGUGUUAGGGGAGAGGGGGGGGCUGCGGGAGGGUAGUGUAGUGUAGUGGUGGGGGGGGGGGGGGGGGGGGAGAGAGAGAAGGGGCGAAAUGAUCAAAUACAAUCCAAAUGCCGGCUUUCCUAGGAACACACCAGCCUUGCAGCUUGCGAGAGGCUUGGAUACAAAGUCAAAGCUUCGACUCAAAGUGUAUACUUGUAAACAAAACAGUAGCUAAUUACUAGGACAGAUAAGGGCCAGGUGUUAUGUCUUUACUUCCGUCUCAUUCCACUUUCUCAACUGAAUGGAAACUGUUUUUUUGUGUGUCUGUAUAACUUGCUAACUCUAAAAUGGCAGUUGUUGGUGGACUCUGGUCCAGAAAGAUUAUUCCUUUUGUUAGUAUUACUCAUUUGUUUUGUUUGUUUAUGUUUUGGAUUAUCUAAAUGAUCUACAAAAAGUGAUCCUUUCCAGUGAGGUGAACAAAAUCCAUUUUCUCUGACGCAUUCCUAUCCACGUGGUCAUGUUUAUCAAACACACAUUCAAAUCCAAAAUGCUUGUUCUAAAGUCAUUUUAACGAUAAUUGUGUAUUUGUUUAUCUAUGCGAGACAGUGUUGUGUAGCACCUCAACGAAACAGCUAAUUACUAAAGGAAAGACUUCAAAGUAAGUCGGGAUUCAUAUCAACCCUUUUUUCCCAGCUCUAUCCCUUAGUCUGUUGUUGACUAUACUGUAUGUUUGUCUGUAGUGAGUGUGAGUAAACGUUGGAAUGUAGAUGUAUUCCGCUCCGGUGUUGUUGAAAGAGUGACAAUCAGGACACAAUGUAUGAGUUGGUCGAUUCCAGUUCUUGACAAUAAUUGUGUUAAAAUAAAAAUAAAAGCAUUGACUCUGUAAGGGGCAUAUUACAAUAUGUCAUGUCAAAUAUCUCACGUCCUCUUGUAUUUUGAUCAAAUCUAUAUUCCUUUUAAAAUGUUAGCCUAUAGGCAAGAAUGAAAGCUGUUCAGUUUUGCCUGUCCAAGUUUUGAAUUAUAUUGUUUUCAUUCCAUAGAUAAUGAUAAUGACUGCAGACAUGCAACUAAAAAUGCAAAUAAAUGAUUAAAAGAAGUAUGU